CAUAAAACGUUUAUUGCAAUAUCUGCAAACUUUUCAAAGAACGAUGAUAGAUCGAAUUCUUUCGUAUCCUUUAUUCAACAAGAAAUAUACUGAAAUAUCGAGUAUAAAUAAUCAAGAUCUAGAAUCAUCUACAACAGAUGUACAACAAUAUAAUAAAUUAUCUUAUACAGAUCGGGUGAUUAUUUUUAUUAUAUGUAUUUUAAGCUCUGUUAUUUGUUUUAUUUUCGCUAUUUUUUUCAUGAUAACUUUGUUCAAACCAAGAAAAGUGAUUCUUUUAUGGACAAUUGCAAAUCUUUUAUUUCUUACAUCAUUUUCUAUUCUUCAAGGUCCUUGGACUUAUAUUAAACACUUAUUUUCAGCACCACGAUUCCCAUUUACAUGUAUUUACUUAGGAAGUAUGAUUUUAACUUUAUAUUUUAUUUUACAUGUAAAAUCAACUAUCCUUAGUAUUUUUUCUUCUAUAAUACAAUUUAUAGCUUUGUUAUGGUAUUUGAUUAGUUAUUUUCCAAUGGGAUAUCAAGGACUCCACUGGGGUUUUCGAUAUGUUACAACUAGGAUCAAGUCAUAUUUUGAUGCUUGAAAAUGUAUGAUUUUUUAUAAAAAAACAAGUUAGAUAUUAAAACA
This is a messenger RNA of Pneumocystis carinii B80, 624 nucleotides long. RefSeq lists its product as hypothetical. Gene Ontology annotation, biological process: vesicle-mediated transport. Bases 44 to 580 code for a protein of 178 amino acids. The transcript is spliced from 3 exons. The record is from RefSeq and is a predicted model, not a curated record. Gene Ontology annotation, cellular component: membrane. NCBI's taxonomy places the organism in Eukaryota, Fungi, Ascomycota, Pneumocystomycetes, Pneumocystales, Pneumocystaceae.